Molecule: messenger RNA, 1326 nt
Organism: Pelodiscus sinensis (Chinese soft-shelled turtle)
Lineage: Eukaryota; Metazoa; Chordata; Testudines; Trionychidae
Source: RefSeq, a predicted model, not a curated record
AUGCCGAAAGCCGAGUUAAGCUAUUUCAACGUCAGUUACGCCAUUGACGUAACUCGCCAGCAGGGGGGCUCCCUCCCCACAGAUGCCCUGCAGCGCCUGGUCGCCCUGUCUCACGCUCACAGCCAGGAGUGCAGCGUCCUCCCCGCGGUGAAGACCCCCGCAGCCGGCGGGACGGGGGCUCCGUGGAGUGUGGUGUGGGAGUGCCUGGCUGGCCACACCUUCUCCUGGGGGCCCCCCGCAGCGGCGGAGCAGGGCCGUGCCCCACCGGCAGCUGGCGGCCAGCCCUGCCGAGCCGCGUCCCGGCGCAGGAAGGAAAGAGAGGGCAGCUCCCAGCCCAGCUCGCCCUCCUCCCCGGUUGCCAGCCGCAGGCGCUCGCUCCGCCAGGCAGCGCUUUCCCGGGAUGUGUCGGGGGAGGCGGUGAAGGCGGAGGCCAGCCCCACCGGGGACGGGGCUGCAGGGCGGGAAACGGAGGCGCCAUCCCCCGCGGGCAGCACGGACCACGGCACGGACCUAGGAGCCGAGAGCGCUGGCGCUGAGGCAGCUCCCCUGGAGCAGGCAGAGUCUGGCAUGGAAGGGACGGAGCCGGAGAGCACGCCGGGGUUGGAGGAUAGGUCGGAGGAGGCGCCUGCGCCCCCGGAGGACGAGGACGAAGACUUCACCGAGGAGGACGACCUCACGUACACGGACGACCUGCGAGAUGAGAAUUACCACCCCUCGCUGGACAGUCUGGGUGCUUCUCUCUCUAGGGCGUGUGAGGGACUAGCUUCCUCUGUCAUUGGCGAGCCCCCUGACCCAGCUUGGAACCUGUUCCUACGCCCUUCCUGCCCGUCCAGCGACUCCGAGCUACAAAGAGACAGCAGCCAGGACAAGCGCGGCAAAAGUCCCGCGAAGGGGACUUCGGAGCCGGAGCCGGACGAUGACAGCCCUCCGGAGGAGAAGGCGGCGCAGCUUAGACAGAAGAGCCCUGUGUCCUUAAAUUUCCCACUCAACGAUGCUGAAACUGUGCUCGUUGCUGAAAAGUUGUGUCGGUCUCAACCCUCGCGUCCGAAGUUGAGAGUUAAGUUAAUCUCUGAAGAUCUAAGGAGGCCAAACGAGGACGUGGCCCAGAUCGGCCCCAAGCGCAUCAGCUCGGACCACACGGGCGAGAAGCCCUACAGCUGCGCUGAGUGGGGUGAAAGCUUCAGCAGCAGCUCCAACCUGAGCCAGCACCGGCGCAUCCACACCGGGGAGAAGCCCCUGCAGUGCGAGAUCUGCGGCUUCACCUGCCGCCAGAAGGCCUCCCUCAACUGGCACAUGCGGCAGCACGACGCCGACGGCUUCUACCUC